Durio zibethinus is the source of this 2288-nucleotide messenger RNA. RefSeq names its product beta vacuolar processing enzyme (gene BETA-VPE). Lineage: Eukaryota; Viridiplantae; Streptophyta; Magnoliopsida; Malvales; Malvaceae. Gene Ontology annotation, biological process: vacuolar protein processing. Gene Ontology annotation, molecular function: cysteine-type endopeptidase activity. The record is from RefSeq and is a predicted model, not a curated record.
AUCAUAGUUCAGUUGUCCUGCAUACAAUUUCCCAGAUUCAGAAGUCUAAAAUCUUAACAGACCUGUAAACCAAAAAGAAAAAAAUCUUAACAUGCCAAACUUUACCAACGGAAUUUGUGGGACAACUUUUAAACAUGAUUCGUGACCAACCAAGCUUAAACCUCUCCAAUACUCUUACUUUUAGACUUUGGUUUGUCCCAUAAAGCUGUUUUCGAUCCGUUCCCUGACCAGAAGUAGAAGCAAGUAAAGCCGUCAAGAUAAACCAAACUACUUACAGAAGAAAAAAACAAAGCUAGUUGUUUCAAGCAGAGGAUUUUUGGACCCAUAAUUCUGAAACUCUUUCCACAGGUGUCAACCUCUUCUUUGCAUGGCAUCUCACACAGCUUUGCCACCUCUACUUUAAAACUCUCUCCCCCCCCCCCCCCUGCUUUCCCUUCAAGAAUCAGUUUCCAUUUCCUUUCUCCUCUUACCUGUUGUCGGCUUUGUUGAACCGUUUCACUCUUUAUAUUUAAUAUCCAUGGCAAAACAAUAUUCUGUUUUCCUCCAGAACCCACCUUUACUUUUCUUUUUAUUAUUGCUUUUUGAAGCAAUAAACGUUGGACGAGCCGCCCGGUUGAAUCAGUGGGAGUCUGGAAUCCGACUGCCCAUAGAAAAAGAUGAACCACAAGAUAUAGAUGAUCAGCAACUUGGAACAACAUGGGCUGUUCUUGUAGCUGGUUCCGCUGGCUAUGGUAAUUACAGGCAUCAGGCAGAUGUAUGCCAUGCCUAUCAGCUAUUAAGGAAAGGAGGACUGAAGGAAGAGAACAUAGUUGUGUUUAUGUACGAUGACAUAGCCAUGCAUGAGCUGAAUCCGAGGCCAGGAGUCAUCAUCAACAAUCCCCGAGGCCACGAUGUUUAUGCUGGCGUGCCUAAGGAUUAUACGGGUGAGCAUGUUACUGCCGCAAAUUUGUAUGCAGUACUUCUUGGUAACAAAAGUGCACUGAGUGGAGGAAGUGGAAAGGUUGUUGAUAGCAAAUCCAAUGACAGAAUAUUCCUUUACUACUCAGAUCAUGGAGGCCCUGGUAUUCUCGGGAUGCCAAAUCCGCCAUAUCUGUAUGCCAUGGAUUUUCUUGAUGUCUUGAAGAAGAAACAUGCAGCAGGAAGCUACAAAGAGAUGGUUAUAUAUGUAGAAGCUUGUGAAAGUGGGAGUAUCUUUCAAGGCAUAAUGCCCAAAGAUCUUAAUAUUUAUGUAACAACAGCAUCCAAUGCACAAGAGAACAGCUGGGGAACUUAUUGCCCUGGCAUGAAACCUCCUCCACCUCCAGAGUACAUCACUUGUUUAGGAGAUUUGUACAGUGUGGCUUGGAUGGAGGACAGUGACACUCACAAUCUGAAGAGAGAAACCAUAAAGCAACAAUAUGAAACAGUAAGGGAACGGACCUCCAAUUUCAACUCUUACACUUUUGGUGGUUCACAUGUGAUGGAAUAUGGGAAUACAACCAUCAAAGCUGAAAAACUUUAUUUGUACCAAGGCUUUGAUCCUGCAACUGUAAACUUUCCUCCAAAUGAGUUGAGCCCUGAGACCCACAUGGAAGCUGUUAACCAGAGAGAUGCAGAUAUUCUCUUUUUAUGGCAUAUGUACAAAAAUUCAGAAGAUGGAUCAAAGAAGAAAGAAACACUAAAACAGAUUACUGAGAUUAUGAGGCAUAGAAUUCACUUGGAUGGCAGCAUUGACUUGAUUGGAACACUCUUGUAUGGACCAGCAAAAGGCUCUGCCAUUCUCAAAUCUGUCAGGGAACCUGGUUUGCCCCUUGUUGAUGACUGGCAGUGCUUGAAAUCUAUGGUUCGCUUGUUCGAAACACACUGCGGGUCUCUAACUCAAUACGGUAUGAAACACAUGCGUGCAUUCGCGAACAUUUGCAAUAGUGGUGUUUCCCAAUCCUUAGUGGAGGAAGCUUGUGUUGCAGCAUGCAGCGCCCAUGAUCCAUUGCAAUGUCAUCCUUCAAAUCAAGGCUAUAGCGCUUGAUUGAGGAAUAUAAACAAAGAAUUUACUACCAUUAAACCUUAAUAUUUUCAAAAUUACUGUUAUAUAUAUGUUUGUUAUUCUGCUAGUUGCACUUCUAUCGUGCAUAUAUAUAAGAUAUUUCUACCUACCCGGCAGUUGUUUAUAGAUGAAGCUUAUGCAUAAAUAGUUUAAGUCAAGGUAAACUGACAGAACUGAUAUUAUCUUUAAUAGUGAGUAAUAUUUAUGUACAUUAAAUACAAAAUAACAAUAGUAACAGUUGUUUCUAGACAUAUAGUCUCUGGUC